AUGACUGCAGAUAAAAAAGAUGAAAAACAACAAUCAAAUUUCCCAUGGAAGAGAAUGGUAGCUGGAGCUGUAGCAGGUACAGCAGAUGUUUGGGCAUGUCAUCCAUUGGAUCGUAUCAAGACACAACUCCAAAAUAACCCAGGUAAAUCUAUUUUUGGAACAUUCCAAGAUAUUGUGGCCAAGGGACAUGGACCAGUUGGAGGAGUACGUGCACUCUAUGAAGGUAUUUGGCCAAUGACUGCCGAAGCCAUCUUUAAGGUUGGUAUUAGAUACUUUGCAUUCUCUUGGUUCACCGAACAAUACAACAGACAAUUCCCAGUGGCCGCUGGACAAAAGCGUGAUCCAUUUGUCACUAAUCUUUUGGGUGGUGCUUUUGCAGGUGCCGUCGAAUCUUUUAUCGUCGUCAUUCCAUGUGAACUGCUCAAGGUUCGUCAUAUGACCCAAGAACAUCAAAGAUCGUUCUCGGCCGUCAUGCGUGACGUUUUACGUGAGGAAGGUUUCCGUGGUCUCUACAAGGGUGGAUCUGCCACACUUCUCCGUCAAAUCACCAAUCAUAUGAUUCGUUUCCCCGUUUUCUAUUCCGUCACUGAUUACCUCAAGGGUGGUGAUCACAGCAAGCAACUCCCAGUCGUUCAAAACUUGGCUGCCGGUCUCAUUGCCGGUACCGCCUCUACACUCUUUAACAACCCACUCGACACUAUCAAGACACGUAUGCAAAAGCAAGGUCAAAACGAAACCUCUAUGCAAGUCAUCAGAGGUAUCUACAGAGAUGGUGGUAUUAAAGCUUAUUGGGCUGGUUGUCUUCCACGUAUUCUUCGUGUUGGUCCUGGUCAAGCUAUCACUUGGGCCGUCGUUGAAAAGGUUACAGAAUUUUUACAUAAAUAUUAA
Molecule: messenger RNA, 888 nt
Organism: Cavenderia fasciculata
Lineage: Eukaryota; Evosea; Eumycetozoa; Acytosteliales; Cavenderiaceae
Gene: mcfZ
Product: mitochondrial substrate carrier family protein
Exons: 2
Coding region: 1-888 (295 amino acids)
Biological process (GO): fumarate transport; succinate transport
Source: RefSeq, a predicted model, not a curated record